Paramecium tetraurelia is the source of this 687-nucleotide messenger RNA. RefSeq lists its product as uncharacterized. The record is from RefSeq and is a predicted model, not a curated record. The transcript is spliced from 2 exons. Gene Ontology annotation, cellular component: cytosol. NCBI's taxonomy places the organism in Eukaryota, Ciliophora, Oligohymenophorea, Peniculida, Parameciidae. Gene Ontology annotation, molecular function: protein tyrosine/serine/threonine phosphatase activity. Gene Ontology annotation, biological process: protein dephosphorylation.
AUGUUCGUUAAUACUCCUGAUCUGUCUAAUUGUAUGAAUUGCAUUAUAGCUCCUUUAAACGGAGUUGGAGGAAUAUACUUGGGAAAUAUUGAUGCUGCGUAAAAUCCAGAUAAUUUAAUUAAAUAUUAAAUAGGGGCUGUGCUUUCUCUUAUUGAUUAUCAAGUAUCAAUCAAAGGGGCCUAAAAAUUAUGGAUAAUGGCAGAGGAUUGCGAUGAUUUUCCCUUAUACAAAUAUUAUGAUUAAUCUAUUAAAUUCAUAGACCUUUAAGCUCUAAGAACAAAUGUGCUCAUUCAUUGCUACAAUGGGAUUUCUAGAUCUGCAGCUAUUUGCGCAGCCUACAUGAUGCAAAAAUAUUAAUUGAGUCUUAAUCAAACUUUGCAUCACAUUUAAUAACGUAGAAGAUUAGUUAGUCCAAAUCCAGGUUUCAUUAAAUAACUUCAAGACUUUGAAUAGAAGUUUAACCCGAAGGAAAGAAGAAAACGAGGUUCAGUAUAUAUGGAACCCAGUACUAAAUCACGUCGCAGUUCAAUUGAAUUUGAUGGCAAUAGAAUAAGUUCUAAUUAUAUUAAAAGUUCGAUAACAAAUUCAAUUCUAAAUUAAUCCAAUUAAAGGGAUAAAUUAACUGAUUUUACCCAUAAAUUAAACAAUUAUAUGCAUUAAUGGAAGAUAAGAGAAAGAGCUCAUUGA